UUAAUCUUUUACUAACGUUGAAAAAUAAAAAACAUAAUAUGGACUAAUAAUUACCGGAUUUCUUAUUUCAAGCUUCGCUAGUACUUCGAACGCACACCUAUUUUUUCCUUGUCAGAGCGAGAAAAAACACAAGAUCUUAUACAAUUUUAUAGAGCGACAUCUCUUUCUUUCACCUCUAUUGAAAUACGGAACGCAACAUCGGCCUGAUAUCGGCUUACUUCGGCUACCGUUUCAAAAAUAAUCACUAGUCGUUUCUUGAUAUAUUUUCUACGUUGCCUCUGGUCCGCGGCUCAGUCAAAACCGAGGUACCAAAUGAAUCGGGUUCAAUUUUUCAACUGAGUUUGAAUUGGCUUUUUUGGAUAGCGAAUAUUAAUCGCUGGGAGUAAGGCUGCUGUACAUGAGGAUUCAGUAAAGUUUACUGCCUUUGUUACACACAAUGGCCAGUUUGAGUUCUUGAAAGCACCACUUGGUUUAGCCGUUUGUCCCAAAGUUUUCACAAGAUUUAUAACGAUAAUCUAUCGUGAGCUGAUUGCCAAAAAGAUUGUAUUAAUAUUCAUCGACUAUUUAUUAAUUCCAGCUCAAACUGAAAGACAGGCCGUAGAACGGCUGCAAGAAGUAAUGCAAGUAGCAUCACAGUAUGGACUGGAGAUGAACUGGAAGAAGUCACAGUUGGUUGUCAAAAGAGUGGAGUAUUUAGGCCACAUUAUUGAGAAUGGCCAGGUGAAACCAUCGCCAGACAACAUAGAGGCAAUAAAGAAGUUUCGAAAAUACUUAUUUGGGAUUAAAUUCAAAAUAGUAACUGAUUGUAAAGCUUUUCAGAUGACGCUCAUGAAGAGAGAUAUGUCUACAUCCACAAGAGUGGCCAGGUGGAUAAUGCUCCUUCAGGAGUACAACUUCACGGUGGAGCACAGAAAGGGAUCCCAAAUGCGACAUGCAGAUGCGCUGAGCAGAAACCACUAUGUAGCAAUGAUAACAUCUGAUUUUCAAGAGAAAUUGAAGCAAGCCCAACUGAGAGAUGUUGCUUUAAAGGCGGUAAUGGAGAUUUUGAAAGAGAGACCAUAUGAAGAAUAUUGGCUUGAAAAUGGGCUUUUGUUUAAGGGUCCCGAGAAGCAUCUGGUGGUACCAAUUGUAGGUGGCCUCCUCCCGCUCCACCUGACUUAUCCCCCGACCCUCUUGAGUCAUCACCAGAACCCUGUCUCCCUUUUUCUCCUUUAUCUAACCCCUAUGGGAAGGAUGAAGAUUUGGAAAUCAACAACCGUAAACCUCCGCGCCAAAUCAACGCAAGCGAAGAUGACACAGUUAGCUCCAAAACGGUCAAAACCAGUAUUGGUCGAGCCCACUACUCCCGUACAGACCGGUCCCCUUUUCGUCCACGUAUCGCGAAUUGAGGCUGAUCCUCAAGCAGGAUCAUACAUGCAUCCGAUCAAAUUUGGCCAGCUUCUCAUGAAACUCAAAAUAAAAAAAAUCCUCCAAGACGGAAUUAAAAAAGUAGGCCGUAACCGAGUUGCAGUGGAAUUCCGUUCGGCUGACGCCGCGAACGCGUUUAUUAUAAACCCGAAUUUAAUCAUCAAAGGCAACGUAACAAGUAUCCCAACAUGGUAUCCCAUCUAUAACAUUACACGCAUGGGUCUCGUUAAGGAGGUCCCGUCUGAAUGGUCAGAGGAAGAAGUUAAGAAUAACUUAACUCUUCCAACUGACUGUGGAGAAAUCCUUUAAGUCAGAAGGUUGAAUUAUAGGUACCGAUCCUCGGAGGGUCACUCUGAGUAGCGCCCUACACAAAGCGUAGUCAUAACAUUUGACGGCCAAGUCCUUCCACAAAGGGUGUACUGCUGCUACUCCAAGCUUCCAGUAGAACUGUACCAACUCCCAGUAGUUCUAUGCUACAACUGCUGCCGAUAUGGACACACUAAGACGAAGUGUAGAUCGAAACCUCGGUGUUUUAAAUGCGGAGGUAACCAUUCAAGUGACAGUUGCACAAUACAAGAGACAGAGGCCUGUUGCUUUUACUGCUCUGGCCACAAUUUUGUUUCAAACCGUAGCUGCCCAGAAUACAUCCGCCAAAAAAAUAUAAAGGCUGUCAUGGCUGAACUAUGCAUUUCCUUUGAGGAAGCAUCAAAACAGUUCCGCGCUGUCUCCAGGUCCUAUGCUGAUGUAUCUGCAUCAGUCCCCCACAAACUACAGGCUUCCCAAAAUCCAAACUCUCAAUCGAAUAACUCCCCGUCCACCUUUUCCUAUAGGAAAACGGUUACGUUCCCUAAG
Molecule: messenger RNA, 2259 nt
Organism: Plutella xylostella (diamondback moth)
Lineage: Eukaryota; Metazoa; Arthropoda; Insecta; Lepidoptera; Plutellidae
Source: RefSeq, a predicted model, not a curated record